Messenger RNA from Elgaria multicarinata webbii, 479 nucleotides. RefSeq names its product cytochrome c oxidase assembly factor 4 homolog, mitochondrial. Bases 203 to 466 code for a protein of 87 amino acids. Gene Ontology annotation, cellular component: mitochondrial intermembrane space. Lineage: Eukaryota; Metazoa; Chordata; Lepidosauria; Squamata; Anguidae. The record is from RefSeq and is a predicted model, not a curated record. The transcript has 3 exons. Gene Ontology annotation, biological process: mitochondrial respiratory chain complex IV assembly.
CUUUUGGUUUCCCACAGAGGGCAGCUGGAGGCGGCGGCGGAGGCCCAGCAGGCUGUUCCAUAAUCCAGGGGUGACAGAAGAAAAGGUCCUCUGGGAAACUGAUGUCAGCCUAGACUUGGCUGACUGAAGUAAGUUCUCCCCAGAGGACCUGAGUGUGCAGGGCGGACUGUAUGGGAGAAGGCGAGCCCGCAGAUCCACCAAGAUGUCCAGUGCCAACCCUUCUGGUCACAACUGGGGCCGGAAAUCGAAAGCGGCGGAGGAGGAAGAAGAUCCCUUUGACCAAAUGAUUGCACGCACCGGCUGUGCCAAUCUGCAUUAUGCGGUGCAGGAGUGUAUGGGCGAGCACCAAGACUGGCGCAGGUGCCAGCAGCAAGUGCAGAGCUUUAAGGACUGCAUGAGGGAGUAUCAGAAGCAGCAGGCGGAAGAGGUGCAGAGACGGCAGAAGCUGCACCGCUCCACGAGCUGACUGAAGGCGAACU